Molecule: messenger RNA, 1398 nt
Organism: Kluyveromyces lactis
Lineage: Eukaryota; Fungi; Ascomycota; Saccharomycetes; Saccharomycetales; Saccharomycetaceae
Gene: MKK1
Product: mitogen-activated protein kinase kinase MKK1
Exons: 1
Coding region: 1-1398 (465 amino acids)
Biological process (GO): protein phosphorylation
Molecular function (GO): ATP binding; protein kinase activity
Source: RefSeq, a predicted model, not a curated record
AUGGCUUCGAUGUUCCGACCACCAGAGUCUAGGAGAACCAAUUCCAAGCCUCCAAAAUUGUCGUUACCACCGCAAUUGGUUUCCAAUAGUAAGCCAAUAACAGAUAUUAGGGAUGAAAAGCUUCGACAACCUCCUUCCAAAUCUGUACCGUCUAGUGCUACUCCGACUAGUAGUGCAUCGGCGAGUUCUGCACGGACUUUGAAAAAUCGACCAGUACCUCCACCGACAGCAUCAUCAGUGACACCGCUAUCCAGUACUAACUCUGGAAGUGCGAUGGGAUCACUUUCGAACAAAUUGCACGGGCUGAAGAUCAAUACGGACCAUCUGCCAACGUCUGGAUCACAGCAGUCAACCCAAAGUGCAGAUUCGAUGACUUCCAAUCUAAUAUCCAUGUACGAUAGCGAACCAACAACAAGCAGCAGCACAAGCCUGGUAAACCAUGGGAAAGAAAGUGAAAUUAUAGAGCACGAUAGAGAUGAUAGCACAGAUGAACUUGAGUCAGAUAUAUGGCAAACUUACAAGAUCCAUGAACAAAUUGAUACGUUGGGAAUAUUGGGCGAAGGAACUGGAGGAUCGGUCACGAAAUGUAAGUUAAGGAACGGUUCAAAAAUAUUUGCAUUGAAGACCAUUGCCACGAUAGAGAAUGAUGGCUCAGAGAAACAAAUAUUCAGAGAAUUGCAAUUCAACAAGAGUUGUAAGUCUGAUUUCAUAGUGAGGUAUUACGGGAUGUUUGCAUGCGAAGAAACCUCGACAAUUUUUAUUGCGAUGGAAUAUAUGGGCGGAAGAUCGCUAGAUUCGGUGUACAAGCACCUUCUCUCUAAGGGGGGACGAAUUGGUGAGAAGGUUCUGGGGAAGAUAGCUGAGAGCGUACUUAGAGGACUAUUUUAUCUACACGAAAGAAAGAUCAUUCAUAGAGAUAUUAAGCCACAGAACAUAUUGUUCAACGAAAUAGGACAAAUAAAGCUCUGCGAUUUUGGAGUCAGUGGAGAGGCAGUGAACUCUCUUGCCACCACGUUUACAGGAACAUCAUACUACAUGGCUCCAGAAAGGAUACAGGGCCAGCCAUACAGUGUUACCAGUGAUGUAUGGUCUUUGGGUCUCACACUAUUGGAAGUUGCACAGGGACACUCACCAUUUGAUACGGAUAAACUAGCAGCAAACAUGCCCCCUAUAGAACUUUUGAUGCUUAUCUUGACUUUCACACCUGAAUUGAAAGAUGAACCAGAACAAGGCAUAGUAUGGUCCAAAUCCUUCAAAUCGUUCCUUGAUUACAGUCUGAAAAAAGAUUCAAAGGAUAGACCAUCUCCAAGACAAAUGCUACAACACCCCUGGAUGGUGGGACAAACCAAGAAACACGUUAACAUGAAGAAGUUUAUUCAAACUUGUUGGGCGGAUUGA